Folsomia candida is the source of this 4899-nucleotide messenger RNA. RefSeq lists its product as uncharacterized. The transcript is spliced from 5 exons. Bases 2752 to 4329 code for a protein of 525 amino acids. The record is from RefSeq and is a predicted model, not a curated record. Lineage: Eukaryota; Metazoa; Arthropoda; Collembola; Entomobryomorpha; Isotomidae.
GUUUCCGGCAUUGUACACAGUAUGCCCAAGCUAACUGUAAGUGAAAUGAAACGCUGUAGCCCCAAUAGUUUUUACGUUACAAAUUUCUAGUUAAUUUUAACUGAAAGGUAGUUAAUUUCUAAGUAGAAAUCAAUUUUUAGUUUUCGAAAUUUCCUCCUAUUGCUUUAAUGCAGCGUCGAAGACGCGGCCUCGAGUACUUGACUGAAGCACGCUCUGAAUCCGUGGAUAAUUUGUUUUGUUCCGAGGUCAAAAAUUUUUUCAAAGCCUUCACACUUCUAGGGCGUGAUUUUUAAUGUUAAGACCACUAUGAUAUUUCUAAGCAGCUCAGUUCGUGGUUAUUCGAAUCGAAUGAUAUUAUGCAUGGUGAUGGGUGAUAUCACUACCAGUUCUGGUGGUAAGUUUGGGUUGAGUAAGUUAGGAAUUACCGGGGAUAUGGAGGAAUUGCUGAAAAGUAGGUGAACUAAAAUGAUAAGACCACCUUCGAAUUUUAAUUCUCACUCGUUCCUCCUUUUGUUCAGACGGUAAAACUAAACUAAUACCACGAUAGGAAGGUGAAAUCAUUCAGGUACUGCAACUUGGCGUCCAGGAAAAAACCGGAAGAGAGGUUUCAAGACGUUUUUCCCAAUCAAAAACGGCAAUUCAUCAUUAUAUCAAACAAGGGGCAAAUUACUGGUCCAGUAAUAAGCCUCAAUUUAAGCACUCAUUGAAUAAUUUGCAUCGACACAGUCAGCAGUGAGCCCGGUUUCCGUUGGAAUUUCAUGAAUUUCUUCGGAUUUCAGGCUUGAGAGGCUUCACGAUGGGUGUGGUCCUCGGAGGUUUUCAAAAAUUUCUUCUUCAACUGUUCUUUGUCGAUACGGUCCCCAUGAACCUUAUUAUAGUCCGUUGGGCUAACUUUAAGUACACCUUCGACUUUUUCAACACAUAUCAAAUUCACUAUAUUUCUUUGAUUUUUUUUGUGAAAACCUAUCGCCUCCCGCUUCUCUUCAAUUUCUGAUAUAUUUAUCCAGAUGUUCAAAAAUUACAAGGUCCAUAGUGAAUCAUAAUGUAAAUCGCAUGGCGAAUCUAAUGCACUUAUCAGAUUUUAAUUCUGCAGCGUAGUUUUUUAGCAAUCAGCUAGUGACACUUGAGCCCUUACAACUAAGUAUAUCACGCAAAAAUUAAGCACCUUUGUCAAGUGUUACACCCUUUUUAACACUUGGCGUAAAUCAACCUGUCACGCUAAUCCUUACCCCCACCACACUCAGCCGUGACAUAAUUUAUUAAGGGGUGAAAACCCCUUUAUGGAAAUGUCUUGUCCGUCUGUCUGUCCGUCCGUAUCCACGAUAAGUUUAGAACGGAUUUGAAUUUCGGCAUCCGGUUUUCGCCAACGUGUUUCUAAUUUUUGGGGACGGGAUGAGUUCGAAGAUGGGCGUUGUAGGUCGUAAGGUCACGGCGCCACGAUGAUGAUGCCAACGGUCAAAGGUGUCGAAUUUUUCAUUUCCACCAUUUUAGACGUAUUUUUGGAUGGGGAUUUCAGAAAUCGCCAUCAUUUCGACGUGCGAUGACUCCAUGACCGUGUGGGAGGAGGCGAAUGUUGAAAAAAUGACUUUUGUCAUGUGGGGUGUCUAUUGAAAGGUAUUGUCGUGUACGUUUGAACUACGCGGGUGGGGGUGUCAAAACGGGGCAAAAUGAGACGUGGGGUAAUGUGAGACAAUGACAGGAAAGUGCUGAAAGACGUUGUGGGCGUGCCACAAAGACAUUUCCGUGUGUUUUCACCCCUUUGCUACAUUUCGUUUGCAACGUUUAUUAUCAUCCCCUUUUCAAAGGUACAUAAAUUUAUUUUAGAAAGUGCACCUUUUAUGGUUUACAUUCUUCCGGUUCGACAAGAGACACUGUAUUUACGUUCUAAUAUUAAAAAUGGGUAUUGUACACUCUUAGGCAACUGGUAUUGAAUCGUUAUGAAUCAUUACCGGACGGAGUACAUACAUAUAUAUGACUCUACCAGCGUCGGUAAUAUCGAUCGUUACGGCGCAGUAAUGUGGUGGUAAUGAAAUCUUUACCACUCAGAAUCAAACUAUGACCAACCCGGUAGAAAAUUAUUACCACAUCAAUAAGUACCAGUACGGAGUACAUAUGUAUGUGACUCUACCGGAUGCUUUACAGUUUAUCCCUAGAUUAACCCAGGUCACAGACUUGGAGACUUUUUAGGUUGAGCGUACGUAUAAAAACAUGUCGGCACUGGAACGUCUAUAUAUUACGUCAUCAUUUUAAUGGGUGGGCGGUUUAUCUCUUCCUAUCGUUCACAUCCUACAUAUUAUUAUUUCCUAUCCCUUAAUUUACGCGUUGGGUGGAUUAGUUCUAAAAUCGAUAAUUUUUGAUGACGUAAUAUAUGGAUGACCCCUUUGUAACUGACGCUACCCUUUUGACAGUAUUUAUACAAGUGAACCCUGAAGUCCAUAUUAAGUAAACUAAAUAAAUAUGUAUGUAUGAACAUAUACUAAAUCCAGAGUUGACUUGAUAAACUUGCCUUUUUCGAGUUUACUUAAUAUGGAAUUCAGAAUGAAUGCACUUUUCAAAAGGGUGGAAUUCUUCUUAAGCGUAUGUAUCCCUUUUUGACAGAAUUCCCAAAGGGUUUUGGCCUUUCUCUUAUGAUGAACGUGGUCAGAAAUUGUGUAUCCAAGUUAAAUACACAAUUAAAGAAAGGAGAUAAACACGGAAAUUGAUUGAAGUGAAUCCAUUUUCACGUUGCCUCGACAUCCUACAUACGGAAUCAUGUCUGACCACCCCCACCAACCCGCCCCGGUUUCGCCAGCCUUAUCAAAUGCAGUGAUUUUACAAGAAAUCUUCCUCUUCCGCGGUAUCUCCGUUAAACGACUCCGCCUCGUUUCCCGCCUUUGGAACGAAGUCGUCUUAUCCCUCCCCAAAGCCCGACUUCGUCUUCGCCUCAACCACGGGAGGAAAGGGGCGUGCUGCAACCCCGCCAAAUUUCUCGACACGAUCUUUCCCACCCUCUCGUCACCCAAGUUGGCGCGCUGGAUAUGCAUCCGGAAAGGAUGUAGCGACCAUUGUCGCGCCUCCGCGGGGGAAUUAUUGGCGCCACUUUGCGCCCGAUAUUCCGACACGAUUCGAGGGAUCUGGAUCUCCUUCAAGGUCUCCAUCCUUCCCGCCGUGGCCCUCAUUUUAGCCGCGGGUUGCCCCAACCUGAAAGAAUUAAGCGUAUCCUGCCCCCCACGAGGAAGCGAGGAGGACGCCACCCAGGAAAUGUGGGAGUUCAACUUACCCCAAAAGUUCAAACUGACCUACAUCUCCCUCCAAGUGGACGACGCGCCAAAUCCCUUUAUCCAAAAAGUGCUCGAUUCCGCGCCAAAUUUAAAAACGCUCAUCCUUUACGCCAACGUGUACCCGGAUUUGGGCGUGAAUACGAAACUCGUAAAUCUCUGUUACUACGGCGGCGGGUUGGAUGAGGCUGAUGCGCAGGCGCCCUUCAACGCCGCCGAGAUGACGCGGCUUAUCUCGCAGGUCGGGAAUUCCUUAAAAUUGCUCAAAAUCGGGGUGAACACGAAUUUCGGAAAAUAUUCGCCCACCCCGCAAAAUUUCUCGCUGCCGGAAACCAUGCCAAAAUUGGCGCUAUAUUGCAACGGGUCAGUCGACAUUUUCAAAAGUCGGGAUGAAUUAGGCGGAUUGCGGGAAGCUGUGAGGUAUAAAAACUUAUAUAAAAUUGAGUUGGGCUCCAGCGCCGUGACGGAGAAAGGAUUGUUGGAUAAGUUUCUGGAAAAAUGGAUCAAUUCCGAAGUUCCCCUGGUUUUUCCGGGGGUAAAAAGACUACUAUUUCAUGGCCUCUCGGACUUUAGUGUGUUAGAAAAGCUGAGAAAAGUUUGUCCCGCCGUUACCGACCUGUUUUUAGUGACUCAUGCAAAAUGUGGAGAAAAUGGGGGAGACGACGAAGGCCACGGAGUAUUUGGUAAUCAGCUCAAGGGUCUCGUCUCAAUGGGGGGGUUAUCUGCUAUAAAGCUCUUUUUGACCAUGCCCCUCAAACUUUCCGACGCGGUGAAAGGGUUUUCCGAUAAUGAGGAGUUGUUUAAAGGUGGCCAACUUAAACUCUUUGAGCUUUACUCUACCUGUCACCCAACCUAUGUUAUCGAUGACUUAUGGAUAUCCGGAAAAUUGAAGAAGUUUGGCGUCAAAAAUUGUAUUGUCAUGUUUGAGAAUGUCCUUAGAUCCAUGCGAACCCUCGAAAUGUCGGGAAUAUUGCUGCACUGUGACACCGCCCUUCGUAUCGUAAACUUGAUCCAGCAUGAAAACUUACCCGUUCAAUUAACUGGACAUAGGAUGGGGCCAAGAGCAUGUUAACUGGCGGACAUGCAUACACAUAUUUACUUUCUGGUUACAAUCGUAUGUAGCUCCAUGUUCGGAUAAAAAAAUUAUUGGAAAUGUGCGAAACAGCAAAAAAGGUAAAGAUGUUACGAAAUUGGUAAUAAUCUUAAUCUUAAGGGUAAAUAAUCUUAGUUUCAAAUCAAUUGGCUUAAUUCAACUUGCAAAUGUGGCAAGACGUAUUGGCUCAAGUUUUCUCGUGCUACUCUGAAUAAAAAAAAUUAUAAUUGGUUAUUAUUCAACACUUUUAACCAGAAUAUUUACAUUUUUGUUAUCAAAGCUAAUUAGUCGUGAGGAAAUGCAAUUUUUGACCCAAUUUAAUUUUUUCUAGUUAAUCGUAAGUUGACAAUCAUCAUGUAAAUUUUGUUCAACACAAUUUUGUUUUAAUUAUUAUUUGCAACCAAUUUUAAUUUCAAAAAUACAAACUUACAAAGCUUAUUCCAAUUGUUUCAUAGUGUGUGUUAAUAAAAUUAUUUAUUUCCUUACACAAAUUUCGACUUGAUACAUAGAUUACAUAAAGAAGACAUAAAAUAGAAUGAGAAGCAGGGC